Messenger RNA from Limanda limanda (common dab), 3059 nucleotides. RefSeq names its product zinc finger, FYVE domain containing 21 (gene zfyve21). The transcript has 7 exons. NCBI's taxonomy places the organism in Eukaryota, Metazoa, Chordata, Actinopteri, Pleuronectiformes, Pleuronectidae. The coding region runs from base 16 to 699 and encodes 227 amino acids. The record is from RefSeq and is a predicted model, not a curated record. Gene Ontology annotation, molecular function: metal ion binding.
GAGCGCAGAAGGAAGAUGUCCGCCGCGGUGCCUGACGGGAAGAAGCUGGUCCGCAGCCCCAGCGGCCUGCGCAUGGUUCCGGAAGCCGGAGCCUUUACGUGCCCGUUCUCCCAGGAAGAGCCGCGCUGGGUGCCCGACAGAGAGUGUGCGAGGUGUAUGCAGUGUGACACCAAGUUCGACUUCAUCAGAAGAAAGCAUCACUGCCGGCGCUGCGGCCGCUGCUUCUGUGAUAAGUGCUGCAGCAGGAAGGUGGCGCUGCCGCGCAUGUGCUUCGUGGAUCCGGUGCGACAGUGCAGCGAGUGCAGCCUGGUGUCGCAGAAGGAGAUGGAGUUCUUCGACAAGCAGCUCAAAGUUCUCCUGGGAGGCGGAACUUUCCUCGUGACUCAGGGGACGUCAGAGAAGUCGGAGACGAUGACGUGUCGUCUCUCCAACAACCACAGGUAUCUGUUCCUGGACGGAGAAAGCCACUUCGAGGUGGAGUUGACUCGGAUGUCCACCAUGCAGAUCCUGACGGACGGGACGAGUCCAGGAGGGGGGACGUCUCGGGCCAGCGGUAUGCUGCUCCACUACAAGCCGAUGGGCUCCCAGGACUCGCAGCAGCUCCGCCUGGAGGCAGCGGACGACAAGAAGGUCGCUGCGCUGUGGUUAGCUGCAAUGCACAAGGCGGCCAAGCUGCUGUACGAGUCUCGGGACCAGUGACGUGCGGCGCUCCAGCGGGUCGCACCACCCAGCACACACCCAAGUGUUCUGUCCCCGUCGCACCGGGGGUUCGAUAUCUUUUGGAUUUGUAUCAACGCCAGUUCUGCUUCUGCUUCUGAUUCCUCCUCGGUUCUUAUUAUCAUGCUAAUUUUUUCAACAAAGAAAUGUUUAUAGAGAAAAAACAAACUUUAUUACCUCUUUAACCAGUGCAUCAUGUUUACCACACGUAGGCAGUUUUUGCUUUAUGAUUUAUGAUUUAUGAUUUCAUGCUGCGUCUUUGCCAAGUCUUGAAAAGGAGAUUCUUUAAAGGGACUUUCCUGGUUUAAUUCAAAUGUAGUAACACAUGAAUCAGGGGAUGCAGCAUUAACGUUUCAACAUAACAGUGUAGUCACUACUUUCUUUUUCCAAGUUAAACUUUGACGUCUGUGACUUUAUUUCAUUAUCCGUCUUUCACGAUGACACACUAACUUUAUAUGCUGCUGUUUAUUAUCCGUGUGCGUGAAGGAGGAUUUUAUUUCCUGGUAGAAGUGAUGAGUCACUUUCUUGAUCCCUGUGGGGACGUUUUGGGUUGUUUGUUUUUUUUGCUCAAGGGACCUUCAGCAGAUCUUCCAGAUUAAACCUGGUCGCCCGCAGGUUAAAGGACAGAUCCGCCUUAAAUCCCUUUAAUGAGGAGAGAGAGCGGCCAAGUGUAAUUUACAGCACAUACAGGAAGUCUUGAAAGGCAUUCUGGGAAAUGUAGGUUCCUCUAACGGGAGCAGAGGCAGGAAACUUUCAGAAUAAUCCCUGAAAUGCAAAGAACAUCACAGAUUCAUUCACUUUCUAUAAAAGUCAGGCGGUGGAUCUUUCUUUUAAUCGUGCGACCGUUAUAGAUUUAGAUUUUUAAAACGUUCCGGUGACACUUGAACGUUUUCAGUAACUUUUCUCUCUGCUCCAAGUAUUUACAGAUUAAACUCUGGAGGAAGCGACGGAUUCUUCACUGAUUCUAGUGAAACACAGUUAAUGCUUUAAAUGUAGUUUCAUGUAUUGGAAGUUUUGUACGAGCUAUUUUGUUUAAUAUUCCUACUUUAACACAAGUUGUGUUCGUACUUAUGUAAUUUUUUAAUCUGAGGUAUGACGAUAGUUUUUGUAAAACUUGUAUACAGCUCUUCCUUUUCUCCUUUUUCACAUUUUUGUCCUCGUCAUCGUGCAGAGACGCGAGCUCGACAGGUUGUUAGUUGUGCUUCCGGGGAAAUAUUAAAAACAGAAAUUUAGUGUUGACACAGAUGGUGAAGGGGUAAAUUAAAUUUCAACCAGAGCAAGAAGGAGUUUACUUUUGUGCUGCAGCUUUCUGUGUUUCUGAAAAUCAGAUUCCAACUUCACGUCGUCGAUAUUUAAGGUUCAACGUUCACAGAUCAAUUCCCUGACGUUUGUUAUCUCGUUCCUUUCAAGUUCCCUCGUAAAGUUGUGAAGAAAAAGAUUUGAGCCACAAUUUGACGCUAAAUCAACACGUGCAUCUGUAACAUUCACAACCUCGAAAAUACAUUUUAGCUUUAACAUGAAGUGAAUGUGUGGAUUUAACAGAUUCAUUCGAGAUGAUGCAAGAUUGUGAAUUAAGCUCAAGUGUUGGGACACAACUCAGUUUUUGGCUCAGGAGAUUUAACUGUUAAACUUUAUUGACAGUGAACAUGAUGACAAACCAACUCCACCUGCUGAGGAAGACAAUGAUGUGCAGUGGAAAUCUGCUCAGUGGACUUUCAGAUUAAUUCACGACCUUAGAUCCGAUCCAACACCCCAGUGAAAAGUGUAAAAUGAUAAAUGUACAGUUUUGCUUCAGUCGCUGACACUUGGUGCUUUAAGUAAAUUCUUGUUUUUUUUAAAUCCUGCCUGCACCCGCGUGUCUUCCCUUCCUGUCUGAGCUUGAAGACGCUUUCGGGUUUAACGCCGCUCCGACCGGUUUGUCGACUUUCUCGUCGCACGGAGUGAAAACUGCUUCCUCCUCCUCCUCCUCCACUUUGUAACGUAAAGUUUAUUUUUAUAUGCUGCUCACCUAAGAAUUAAAAAUCCCGUUGUCGCUUGGAUCGAGGCUCCAGAUGGAAGAGGGAGGAGGAGGGCGUGAGGAUCUGAGGAAACAGUCGGGGGUUCGAUGUCGAUUCUCUUCCAUUGUACUUCUGUUUGCUUGUGGAGAUUAUUAUCUGCACAGUUUCUGUUGUACGUUUGCACCACCUGUGAAAUCACCAAGUUCGUGUUGGCACCCCUCCCCCCCCCACUAUGUGACUUCUGCCCCUUUUCAUCCCACGUCUGGUUUUUAUUCUUCUGAAAAUGCUUCACUUCACCUCCUGUUGGUUUGUUCUGUUGAGAAUAAAAAGAAGUGUUUAUACGUC